Racocetra persica is the source of this 159-nucleotide messenger RNA. The record is from the annotation of a GenBank genome assembly. NCBI's taxonomy places the organism in Eukaryota, Fungi, Glomeromycota, Glomeromycetes, Diversisporales, Gigasporaceae.
ACGGCCGACGGAACGACAAGACUGUCUGAUUUCCUUGUCCUUGUCCAAGGAUUACUUGGAUGCCCAGCCUCGGCUACUGCUUGGCUGGCUCGGGCCCGUCGUCUAGAACGAACAUCGAGACUGACGAAGCCAAACGCGAGAAUCUCAUUGAGAUUUUAA